AUGAUUGCGACCAACGUGGUCUCCCUCGUGAAGAAGAUUGUGAAGACGGGCGAUGGAGAAGUCGCAAGCGGAGGCGACAGCCGUGGAGGGGCCCUGUCGAAGCUCAAACAGAGCGUCGCCUCCGGCAUUCAGGGUCUGUCGUCGCCAUCCAAGACACCGCCGACAACACCAACGAAGCUCUUCAACAGAGACCUCACCGGACACCUCACCGAGGAAGAGCGCCGCAUCCUCGAGAAAGUUUUUGAGAAGGAGCAGGCUUUUGAAUUGAUGCAAAGGGCGUCCGGGGGAGGCCAAAGCUCGGGCUUGUUCCAGCAGCAACAACAUCAACAGCUGCAGGGCACCGCGAGUGCUGAAUCGAGCGGCGGUGUGAACCCACUGUUGCCGGCACCCAAAGGCAAAGCUUCGGGAGGCGAAUGUCGAAUUUGCCGGAAGGUGCUUGCCAACGACGAACCUCGGAAAAUAUGUGAUGAGUGCAAGAGUCCGAUUUGUGAGGACUGCGCAUCGUAUACCUCUGAUAGCUCUACGAUAUGGCGCUGUAGUUUAUGCCGACGGCGAUGUACUAGCGUUGGACUCGGCAUGGAAGCUUCUACAGGUGCCGGAAUUCACAGGGUACCUUCUGUCAGGAGGAUGGAACAUGGAUCUCAGCGGAGUUUGCUAACCGAUCUGGUUAGCCACACGACCGGUGGAGGUACUCGAGCCAGCUUUAUGCUACCCGAUUCCUACAGAGAAGCUCUCAUUAUGGAGCUUGAGCAGCAGCGACAACGCGAGGAGAGCAAACAGGACGACGAUACUCCAGGGAAAUGCGAAAAUCCAAACAGCCUCAGUACUUCAGCCUUAGGGAAGCCCCUGAAACGAGGAUCCUAUGCAGAGGCUCUCCGACCGUCCGCCGCAACAGUAGUCGUCUCCAGCAUCGAGAUAGUACAGGAGAUCGUGACACGGGCAGCAGGAGAUCAUCAUCGGAAUCGACGGGAGCUCACGGCCAUCACGGCCCUCAUCGGAGUCCACGACACUCCGUCUCGAAGCAGCCUGUGUCAGGCCACUCAGAUCACCACGUGCCUUCUUAUCACCAGCAGUACCCUCCGGGCCAACAGACCAACGAAUCAUUUUCGGAUGGGAGUGGAGACGAAGAGGAACGAGGAAGAGGAAGGGGAGGCCAGCGAUCCAGAAUGGCAAGGACACCCCGACGAAUACAACCAGAGAUACGACCAGGGUAAACCCACGGAGCGACGCGCUUCUGCACCCGAAGGUGAAAAUAUUCGCAUCGUUAUAGACGAUGUGGAUUCCGGCCUUCAGGCAGGCGAAGUUCAGGAACCGCGGCAAAGGAGACUCAUUCUGCAAAGGGACAAGAGCGACACAUCUUGUCGAACGCGUGGUUUCGGAAUGCGUCUCAUGGGCGGAAAGAGAGGUCCCGACGGAAGGCUGUACGCCGUCGUCUCCUGGGUUUUGCUCGGAUCUUCAGCCGAUAUCGCAGGACUGCAAAAAGGCGCCAUCGUUCUCGAGUGGAAUGGGCAGAGUCUGGUGGACAAACCAUUCGAGGAAGUCUCUGAUAUUUUGGAUCGAAGUGGCGACGUCGUCGAGAUUCUCGUCGAAACCGGGCGGAGAUUGUCGCCCGUAUCACCGAACGCAUCUAAUCCAAUGCUCAAAGCAGACUCCGAAGACAACGAUAUGGAUGGUCAGCUGGAUCAGCCGCGCGCUCCGCCGAUUCGAAGAAACAGUGGAAGGAUGCUGCCCAGAUUACCGGGAGACCUCGCGUCCGGGAGUGGCGCUCUGGGCAGCAUGGACGAAGGGGAGAUGUGCAUUCAACUGUUCUACGACGAGGAGCGAUCCGACCUGGUCGUGCGGGUGUUGUCAGUACGCGGCCUAGCGCCCCGCAAGCAACCCGGCCGACAGGAUGCGGUCACCGCACUGCACCGAGCGUACGUCAAGCUACGCCUCAGCCCCGACGGGGGCUUCACUCCAAUGAAAACUCCGGUCAGCGAACCGGCAGUGAAUCCAGAAUGGAACAAGUCGUUUGUGUUUCCGUCUCUACAGCCGGAAGAACUCAACGAAGCUUCACUCAAACUCUCCGUAUGGGAACACCAACCGACGCUGGGUAAUCAGCCGUCGGCACUCUUCCUCGGAGACGUCGUGAUUCCCCUGCGGAAAGUUCUCACAGAUCCAGACACCGUAUCCGGCUCGCAUUGGUACCGGUUACGUUGCGAACGCGACACAUUGCAGCCACCUAUAUAG
Molecule: messenger RNA, 2229 nt
Organism: Galendromus occidentalis (western predatory mite)
Lineage: Eukaryota; Metazoa; Arthropoda; Arachnida; Mesostigmata; Phytoseiidae
Gene: Fife
Product: regulating synaptic membrane exocytosis protein fife
Exons: 12
Coding region: 1-2229 (742 amino acids)
Biological process (GO): calcium ion-regulated exocytosis of neurotransmitter; regulation of membrane potential; regulation of synaptic plasticity
Cellular component (GO): cytoskeleton of presynaptic active zone; presynaptic membrane
Molecular function (GO): small GTPase binding; transmembrane transporter binding
Source: RefSeq, a predicted model, not a curated record